This is a messenger RNA of Trametes versicolor FP-101664 SS1, 804 nucleotides long. RefSeq lists its product as uncharacterized. NCBI's taxonomy places the organism in Eukaryota, Fungi, Basidiomycota, Agaricomycetes, Polyporales, Polyporaceae. The transcript has 2 exons. The annotation marks the transcript as partial. The record is from RefSeq and is a predicted model, not a curated record.
AUCUACGCAGAGCAGCUCAUUUCGCUGGGCUACGGCUACCCGCUAUGGGUGCCCGAUCCCGCCCCAGGACAAGCCCCCAUUCAGAUCGGCGAUGUAGGAUGGGUGCACGAAGGCGAGUUUCACGUCUUGUUCAACGCUUUGCGGGAGGCACACGUCGCCCAGCCGAUGGACGCAGUCCCUGCCAACUUCGCACCUCUGAACCCCAAAGGACUUCAAAUUUGGGGACCGCGCGAGAAGAUUUGGCAGAGGGUCUUAUGCAGCCGUACCAUUCAUCGUAGGGAAAUCUCUGGCGGGGCCAUGGUGAAUGGUGUUGAUUUCAAUUUCCGCUGCUCGGGGGAUUCAGGCGCUUUUCUCAUGGUCAACCCACGCGCGAUGACGCACGACAUUCUCUCGGAGCGCGCUGUUGCAAACUACAUGAACGCGAACUUUGACAGCUGGCUCAGCUUUGCCAACGACACCGUAGGGCUGAACAUCCGAGAGGACGACAUCCGAUUUGUCACGGGAACGACGACAACGGCCCAGUGGGCAGUUGCAGCGUUUCGAAGCAGCUGCCGGAACAAGCAGGGUACGCUCACUUGUAGCCUUGCGGGCACGGGGACGGCGAGCUUUUCCAUGUCGAUUUCGGACGAAGCCCUCCCAACGAGUCAUUACCGCGUCGGGCCACCGAAACUACAGCCUACGCAUCCAUCUCCACACACCACACGUCCCGCUGGAAUGCCGUCCGAGUCUAUUCUCCCACAUUCCCCCGAAGAAAUGACUUACGACCAGUGCAUCUUCGUUCACACCCUAAAAAGGAAGAAGCGA